AUGUCGACUGGAGUUGACAACCAAUCACACCCUAAUCAGUUUGAAGAUCAGAGUCCUCUCACUCGCCAACGAUCUAUUUCACGGAGUAACGGCAUUGCUUUUGCACCAUCUAUUGAGUCCGGUCGAGUAUUCGAUAAACGAUCCGCUAUGGCGCAGACCCAAAGAACCCGGUACCUUAAGACAGGUGCCAUUAUUGCCUUUGUAUUUAUGGUAGUGCUGUGGCUUUCUCCAUCCAGAUCGACUGUGUCUAGUUAUACUCAGGAAACAGCUCCUUCGACCGGAAGUUCAACAGCCAAGUGCACCAAAUCAUUCGAUUCGUCGAAGCCUCUCAUUCAAUAUGCCCUCAUGAUUGAUGCGGGUAGCACGGGCUCUCGUAUCCAUGUCUACCGCUUUAACAACUGCGGCUCUACCCCGGAGUUGGAGAACGAGGUCUUCGAACAGACCGCGAAGAAGGAAGGUGGUUCUGGUCUCAGCUCAUACAGGGAGAAUGCCGAGGGUGCUGCUCUCAGUCUUGACCCUCUUAUGGAGGUGGCUAUGCAGAAUGUCCCCGCCGAGUACCGAUCUUGCACUCCAGUGGCUGUCAAGGCCACUGCUGGUCUGCGUCUUUUGGGACCUGAGCUCAGCACCAACAUUCUGGAGGCUGUUCGUCACCGUCUUGAAACUGCUUUCCCCUUCCCAGUCGUUUCGAAGGAGAAGGGUGGUGUGCAGAUUAUGGAUGGCAAAGACGAGGGUGUCUUCGCUUGGAUUACCACCAACUACCUCCUUGGGAAGAUUGGCGGCCCUGACGAUACCCCUACCGCUGCUGUGUUUGACUUGGGCGGUGGUUCCACCCAGAUCGUUUUCCAGCCUACUUUUGAGAAGAGCAAGGCUGGCGGCAUGCCUGAGAAAUUGGCUCCCGGAGACCACAAAUACGAGCUUAACUUCGGUGGCCGUGAAUUUGAGCUCUACCAGCACUCUCACCUUGGCUACGGUUUGAUGUCCGCUCGCGAGGCUAUGCACAAGGUUGUUCUGGAGGCAAUGUUGGCCAAUAACCCGAAGGAUUUGUCUUGGUUGAAGCGCCCUAUCUCCAACCCCUGUAUUGGUCCCGACAUGGAGCGUUCAGUCACCGUGAAAUUCGCUGACGGGCCUCUCAGUCCCGAGGUCACUGUGAACAUGGUGGGCCCUAAGGACUCGACCGCUGCCCCCCAGUGCCGUGCUAUUGCCGAGAAGACUUUGAAGAAAGAUGCCGGCUGUACCCUCGCACCUUGCUCCUUCAACGGCGUUCACCAACCUUCCCUUGCCAAGACUUUCGCCCGUGAAGAUGUCUUCAUUUUCUCCUACUUCUAUGACCGCACUGCCCCUCUGGGUAUGCCUUCUUCCUUCACUCUGCAGGAGCUGCAUGACCUCACCAACACCGUUUGUGCCGGCGAGGACAGCUGGUCUGUCUUUGAGGGUGUCGAGGGUGCCAUGGCUGAGCUUAAGGACCGACCCGAAUGGUGCAUGGACUUGAACUUCAUGCUUGGUCUCCUUCACACCGGUUACGAGAUGCCCUUGUCUCGCGAAGUCAAGAUUGCCAAGAAGAUCAAGGAUAACGAGCUGGGCUGGUGUCUUGGUGCUAGUCUUCCUCUUCUCAGCCAAGAGUCUGGCUGGAAGUGCCGUAUCAAGGAGGUCUCAUAG
This is a messenger RNA of Penicillium angulare, 1656 nucleotides long. RefSeq names its product guanosine diphosphatase. The coding region runs from base 1 to 1656 and encodes 551 amino acids. Lineage: Eukaryota; Fungi; Ascomycota; Eurotiomycetes; Eurotiales; Aspergillaceae. The transcript has 2 exons. Gene Ontology annotation, biological process: protein N-linked glycosylation; nucleoside diphosphate catabolic process. Gene Ontology annotation, molecular function: GDP phosphatase activity; UDP phosphatase activity. The record is from RefSeq and is a predicted model, not a curated record. Gene Ontology annotation, cellular component: membrane; Golgi apparatus.